Messenger RNA from Spirodela intermedia, 3981 nucleotides. NCBI's taxonomy places the organism in Eukaryota, Viridiplantae, Streptophyta, Magnoliopsida, Alismatales, Araceae. The record is from the annotation of a GenBank genome assembly.
AUGGGUAUCUCAGGAAGAUGGCUUAAAGUCUUGUUGGGAUCAAAGAAGCAACAAGUGCCGAAAACUUUGAAGAAGGAUGAGAAUGUGGGUAGCACUUCUUUACAUGCAUUUUUUCCCGUAAAUGAUGAGAAUAUUCUUUCGUAGUAUUUAUUCUUGAACUGUAUGCACUCUUUUUACUGGACUGAAGUUAUUCGUGGGUAUUCCUAUUAUGCCAUUAUCUUAGUCCUGCCCUCUUUUCUCUCUCAAAAUUUUGUUGCAAAACUAGCUUGUUAGUUGGCUAUUCUUCAAAUUUCUGAUUGGUCCUUGGCUUCAUAUCUACUGAACUUAAAAGGUUAGUAGCCUUUUGCUCUUGGAAACUCAAGAGGGCAUUUUGGUGGUGUUUUUCUGUUUAACAAAGCGUGGAUAUCUUUGCCAAGUGCGCAUGUUGUGAGCCGCUGACUUGAAUGUUCUAGAAUAUUGUAGAUGCUUUUGCAUAAUUGAUGAUCAACUUGUCUGUUACAGAAUAUUGUUGAUUUUGGUGGAAAAGUAAUAUCCCUUGCUCCUUUUGACUGCAGUUCAUGUCCGGAUCAUUUUCUGUUUAAUUCUAUGUGUUGCCUAUUUCUCUGAAUCUGUCUUCUUCUGUGUUCCAAUGCAUAUUCCAUAGAAUUGAUGGACGUUAUUUUGCUCUCAUUUUGCAUGUUUCCUAUAAGUUGGACUUUCAUAUCUAAAUGGCCUCAGUUCAUAAGCUGCAUCUCCCACGAUAUUCAAUGUUCUACCAUAGAUUAAUCACCUCCUCAAAGGAUCUCCCUUGGCUUAUAGCUUAGUUUGCAUGCCAGAAGGAGAGAUCUGUCGACAGUGGCAUCACUAUUUUGGGGCGAGGGCCAACUGCAGAAGGCUCUGCUGUGUUUGAUGGCAUUGCCGGAACUACUACACUUCCUAUCGAGGUUUCCAGUCUGUCUGAGCAAGAUAAGAAAGAAGAAUGGGCUACAACAGUAAUCCAAACAGCUUUUCGUGCAUUUCUGGUAAGAAUGCAUGUCAUGUGAUUUUAGCCUUCCGUAACUUUGUGCAUAUUUAGCCGACAUUAUUUUUGUGGACCAUUAUCUAAAUCAAAAGUAACUAUAUUUAUACAAUAAAUAAGCAUAUGGACAAUGUGUUAAUAUUACACAAAAUUUGAAAUACAUAUAAUAAUAUAAUAAAUAAGAUACAACAUGGACAAUGUGUUACCUUUUAUUCUGAAUAUUAUUUAUUUAUCGUGAGUAAUCAUUCACUUGUGAUAUGACCAUUACUAACUGUAGUAUUAUGUGUGAUAUGGCCUAUUUUAGAUCCUGAGUCUUUUAGGCUUUCCCAAAAAGGAUUAGCAAUGAAGGGACAAGCGUCCAUCACCAUGUGUUAUUGACAUAAUCCAUUUAUCAGCCGAUUAUAUGACAAAACUAAGCAUGCGAUGAUACUCAGCUUGUCUUAUCUUGUCCUGUCAGGCUAGGCGAGCAUUGCGUGCCUUGAAAGGGCUGGUAAGGCUUCAGGCCCUUGUUAGAGGGCAUGCUGUGAGAAAGCAAUCGGCAAUAACACUUCGCUGCAUGCAAGCCUUGGUCAGAGUUCAAGCCCGUGUUAGGGCAGGACGAGUAAGGACGACGUUGGUGAAUCAGUUAGGACAGCAGAAUAAUGAGCCACAAACCGUGAACGACGCUGAUGUGAAAGAGAUUGAGGUACAAAAUUCUGCAUCAAUGACACGCAGUUAUAAGUUGUCAGAAACAUUAACUUCCUACGACUGCCUUUAUUCGUAUUUGUCUCUUAUUAUGCUUCUGACGACAAGGGCGUGAGGUUAAAGAAGGAAACAUCUUGGCUGUCUCACUGUUGAUGCCUACUGCCACUUAUAUGUUUCGAACUCACAGAUUUUUUUUGAUGGUUCAGUGAUUUCUGGGAAUUCUCCUAGAUUUUCCUUGGAAGCUUUUUGUAAACAUCGAAAUUUCUUCGAAUUCCUCUUUCAUUCAUCACAUAACAUUCCAGAACCUGGGGUUGACCCUUUUUAUAUUUGCUGAUUUAAGUCAACUUCCGUGGCUGCUUGCCAGCGUCUCGUUCAGCGUGAGUCUGGCUUGCAAGCUGAGAGGGGUGAUCAUCGGUCAAUACAUUUGAAUCUAAGCCACUGCAGAUUAUAAGAUUCCUACCCCUUGAAGACGUAUUUUUAUCUGCUAUUUUCUUUUAAGCCUGUAGAAAAUGCGUCGCUAAACCUUUCUAAUAGUAAUUGCUCUUACGAUUUAAUGUAGGAAGGUUGGUGUGACAGUACAGGAUCUGUGGAAGACAUUCAAGCAAAGUUACUAAAGAGGCAAGAAGCUGCAGUUAAGCGAGAAAGAGCGAAAGCAUAUGCUUCAUCUCGUCAGGUGAGAAUUGCUGCUGGCAGUUACCGGUCAAUCUGACAUGAUUAUAUAUUGAGUAAUUUCAUAAGAUAUUAAUCUGUUAGUGACUAAAAUUGGAAAAAAUUGUUGUCAAUCUCUGAUUUAUGCUUGUGCGUUCGCCUAAACUAUUUGCCUAUUGGAAGUCUUGUUGGCGCAGUAAAAGCUGGUAAUCUUCCAUUAUUUGAAAUGAAUAUCUGCUCUGCGUUGUAAUCAGUUCCCACGCAACGAUUCAUUGUCUAUUUUGUGUUGGCUUUAUUCCAUCCUAGUGGCAUCUGGUCUGAAGUAUACAGACACAAUAGUUUCAUUAUCUUGGGGGGAUGGAUCGUGCAACUUUGAGGCUUGACUACACUAGCAGUUUGCAGAAUGAAGAGCAUUAUUAUACUUUGUCAUAAUGUCUUUGCAUGUAUCAUAUGGCCAUUAUUUAUAAUCCCAUAUGACUAUCCACGAAAACCAGCGAUUGUAAAGCAAGCUCGUCAUACUCCAUUGAUGACCAAAUGUUUCUGAGUUGGAUGGUCUAAGAACGAUGAAACAGUAUCAGAGAAAAAUGUUUCCCUUGGAUCUUAUGCAGUCCACGUAUGUUCUCUGUGUGGGAAACCCUAAUGAUUUUGUAAAAAUCCGGUACCAUGUGCUGAAGCACCACGAAAAAUCCAGAUUUAUUAAUACGAAAGAAAAUCUCUGAUUAUGGACAUGAGCCUAUGCCGCACAUAAUCAAUUGAUUUUGAGCUAGAUGGCCUGGUAAUUUUAGUACUGUUCAAUUGCCGAUCUGAAUAAAAAUUUUGUGGUUUUGCUUCUGAAAUCCGAGACAAACUCAAACUCAAACUCAAACUCUUCCCAUGGAUCAGACAAAUAACGUGAUUCAAACCCAUGAUAGGAUUGGAUAGGGCGUGCUUAACCAAGCCGCCAAUCGAAUUCUAUAUUCCUUACAUCUGCGGUGGGUUUCAAGCAUAUCUUCAGCACUUAUCUUCUCAAUUUUCAUCUGUUUCUCAUAUGGAGGUUUGCUCUUGAGCCACUCCCCCUCCGGUAGGUCAGAUACGAGGUGAUCCCGUUACUUCUGAACACUUUGCAGUGGCAGGCGGGCUUGAGGCGGCACUCAGCCCCCACCAGUUUCGAACCGCGUACUGAUGACUGGGGCUAUAAUUGGCUGGAGAGAUGGAUGGCUGUUCGCCCCUGGGAAAACCGUUUCCUUAAGAUAAGCUCGAAAGAUGGGGAGAAGACCCUCGACGAGGAAGGGCCGACGGAGGGGAUGGUGUCGACGAAGACGCAACAACUCAAGCAAGCUGGCAGGCGGCGGAUGUCGACCACACACUUGGGUGUUCGAACUCAGAGCUUGGGGCCUUCCCAUUCUGACGGAUCCUCCUCAUCGUACUCCCGCAAAUCUGCAGGCUUUAAAGCUACAUCUGCAGUGACAUCGGAGUUGAUGAAAUCGAAGAUGGCGUCGGAUGACGUUGAUAGAGCAGCUGGCCUGAAAAUCUCCGGGAGAGGAAGCCAUAUCGACAAGAGGAGCAACCCAAAAGGGAGGAGCAUGCAGCGAAAUCCCCAGCCUCGGAGGCGGUUGUCAUUACCGAGCAGCGGUGAGGAGGCUAGUCCACACUGCAAACCCAUGUCGCUGUGA